CCGAAACCCUCUGUGCUUUGCAAUCAUCUUUUGUACAAAUUCCGAUCCCGUCCGUGCCAAGUCUGUACAAUUACUCAAUUACGAUCAUAUGAUACCCUGCACAUAAAGCCUGUUCCGUUUCUUGCCAUUUCUUUGUUCAGCACAUGGAUGGUUCGAGGCCUCAAUAAACUCCAGCUUCUUUAGACUGCUCAGACACGGGCCCCACACUUCCAUCUAUUUCACCUUUCAAACAGUGGCUAAAUCGCAUAAUAUCAAGGAUAAAGUCCGAGUGCCAGGUGUUUGAAAGGAACAAUGAAAUCAGCUGCGCGAGUAUUUUAUCUUGCUGUGUUCACCUUACUAGGGACCUCUCACGCUACAGCCUCCAAAGCUGCAUCGAAGUCCCAGUCUCCUGGACCCGAUGUUUGCGCGAUCUCCCCAAAGGCAAUUGUCUCUGACGCAUGCGCUUCCUACUCUACCCUCGAUGGACUCAAUCGGGAGCUUCGGCAGUCGCUCGUCGAUAUCACCCGAAAUACCGACUUCUUCUCAUACUAUCGAUUAAAUUUAUUUGGGAAGGAAUGUCCGUUUUGGAGUGAUGAGAAUGGCAUGUGCGGUAAUAUCGCGUGUGCUGUUAAUACAUUAGACAAUGAGGACGAGAUCCCACCAAUAUGGAGAGCUGAGGAACUGGGAAAGCUAGAGGGACCAAAGGCAGGCCAUCCAGGGAAACGACUGCAAGAAGAGAGAGGGCCAAAGAAGCCAUUGCAAGGAAUGCUGGGUGAAGACGUUGGAGAGAGCUGCGUUGUAGAAUACGAUGAUGAGUGCGACGAACGAGACUACUGUGUCCCAGAAGACGAGAGCGCUGGAUCGAAGGGGGAUUAUGUGAGCUUGAUUGACAACCCAGAACGAUUUACCGGAUAUGCAGGAGAAGGCACCAAGCAAGUUUGGGACGCCAUCUAUCGAGAGAAUUGCUUUUCAAAAGCAUCCUUCCCAAAAUCGGCUUCCCUUGGAACCUCAGCAUUUCCUCAACGCGGACCGGCUGCUAAUGAGCUUCAAUCUGUCAUGCGAGAUUAUGGCAGGCAACAGGCUCUUGAAGAGCAGCAAAAACGGGAACCAAAUACACCAUUCGUCACAGAGAGUGGCCUUGAGCAUGAAGAUGAAUGCUUGGAGAAACGGGUAUUUUACAGAGUCGUUUCGGGCAUGCACACGUCUAUCAGCACCCAUCUUUGUUGGGACUACCUGAACCAAACCACUGGCGAGUGGGGACCAAAUCUCACGUGUUACAAAGACAGACUCCAUGGCUUCCCAGAACGAGUCUCGAACCUGUACUUCAAUUAUGCGCUUGUGCUCCGAGCCGUAACAAAACUCGGCCCUUACCUCAAGGACUACACAUUCUGCUCGGGAGAUCCAUGGCAAGAUCGUAUCACCAAACAGAAGGUCCAAGCUCUUACCUCCAAAGCUGGUACUGCGCCCCAAAUUUUUGAUGAGAGCCUUAUGUUUGUCAACGGCGAAGGCCCGAGUCUAAAGGAAGACUUCCGCAACAGAUUCAGGAACGUCAGUCGAAUCAUGGACUGUGUUGGAUGUGACAAGUGCCGACUUUGGGGGAAACUGCAGACCGCUGGAUAUGGAGCCGCUUUGAAGGUUUUAUUCGAGUUUGACAAUAACUCAGACGAUAUCCCGAUGUUGAAAAGAACGGAGUUAGUAGCCCUAUUCAACACCCUGGCACGGAUUUCCAGCUCCUUGGAGGCUAUCAACAGCUUUAGAAUAAUGGUUGAAGACGAAGAAACCGCUGAGGAGAGCGAAGGUCAUCACCAUGUAAUGCCUGCUCGGGUCCUGAAACCUCACAACGUCGUCCCCGACAAGCCAUUUUCAGACUCUGUUGAAGAAGACUACGUGGACCACGAACGAGAAGAGGCCCUGCGAAGGAAUCGACUUCCAGAAAAUGCUACCUUCAAAGAGGAAUUCUACUCCGAGUUAGAUCUCAUCUGGAGAGUCUCCAAAUAUGUGGUCCGAGGCUGGGUGACUUUGCCAGCCAGAUUAUGGCGAAUUUUCGUCAUAGAGGCAUCAAGAAUUUGGGAAUUCUACAUCGGAUUGCCCAUCAGUCCAAGGUCGUGGUACAUCAAACGACCGAAUAUCGAUGAGCUCUGAAGCGUCUGAUCAAGUCUGGCGGUCAGGAUUAUAUACGCAUUAGCAAUCGGGAGUUUUUAGGUUGCGCUACAUAGACAGUUUGUGCCCAGUCUGAGAUAGUUUUGUAAUCACAUCGUUGUGUUGCGUGAGUGCUUACGGAGUCACCCCGCCCCAUACUAGCAGCGAAAAAUGUUCCACCGUUCUUCAAAGCCAUCUGUUCAUAUAGUAAUUCCCCG
This is a messenger RNA of Hyaloscypha bicolor E, 2336 nucleotides long. RefSeq names its product endoplasmic oxidoreductin. The record is from RefSeq and is a predicted model, not a curated record. Gene Ontology annotation, molecular function: FAD binding; protein-disulfide reductase activity; thiol oxidase activity. Bases 292 to 2121 code for a protein of 609 amino acids. Gene Ontology annotation, biological process: protein folding in endoplasmic reticulum. The transcript is spliced from 3 exons. Lineage: Eukaryota; Fungi; Ascomycota; Leotiomycetes; Helotiales; Hyaloscyphaceae. Gene Ontology annotation, cellular component: endoplasmic reticulum; endoplasmic reticulum membrane.